This is a messenger RNA of Hipposideros armiger (great roundleaf bat), 1581 nucleotides long. It is a transcript of the gene BCL2L14, whose product is annotated as BCL2 like 14. Lineage: Eukaryota; Metazoa; Chordata; Mammalia; Chiroptera; Hipposideridae. The coding region runs from base 197 to 1192 and encodes 331 amino acids. The record is from RefSeq and is a predicted model, not a curated record. Gene Ontology annotation, biological process: regulation of extrinsic apoptotic signaling pathway. The transcript is spliced from 6 exons.
UCAGCCUUAGUCCUGAACCUGAAAAGGCUACACUCGGAUGGAGUCUUAGAUCACAGGAACUUUCCUAACUGAGAAGCCUAGAAGACUUGGUGAAAUUUUCCUCUUAAAUUUCGUGGAGACUCAGGUAUAAAAAUAACCUUACUGCCACCUACCUGAAGCAGGAGAAGUCACUGACAGCUUCGAGACCAGACCCACCAUGUGCACCAGCAGUGCCUGCGACUUGGAGGAGAUCCCCCUGGAUGAUGAAGACUCAAACAGCAUGGAAUUCCAAAUCCUGGAGUUCUACGUCAAACACCAUGUCUUCAAGGACAGCUCUGCUGUCUGCUCACCAAAGCUGCUGAGAACAAGAAGUCUAUCCCAGAGAGGAAUGGAGAGUUUGUCAGCAAACGAGUCAUGGACACAGGUGUCCUGGCCUUGCAGAUAUUCCCGAUCCAGUGAGAAACCCAUAAACCUCGCCAAGAAAAAGUCUUCUUGGAGAACACUCUUGGGAGUAGUAGAAAAGGAGGAAGCGUCACCGAGCUCGUCUACAGUGUGCCGCCAAGUUCUGGGGGAAUGGAAAAGGUUGCGUGGGGGUGGUCCGCUCAACCAGCACCGCUCCAGGGCCUGUUCUAACGUGGAACAGCACUUAGAGCUCGAAGCUGUGGACCCCAAGGUUGUUUCCAUUGCCAACCGAGUUGCUGAAAUUGUUUAUUCCUGGCCACCACCAGAAGAGCACACCCAGGGAAGAAGCUUCCUGCUCCAAGGCAAUAUUGUACGACAGGGUCUUCAGGUGCAGGACCAGGGCCCCCAGUCUGGAACCACAAGUGCUAAAAAAGAUGGAGAAGACCAAAUAAUAGCCAAAAUCGUUGAGCUGCUGAAAUACUCAGGGGAUCAGUUGGAAAGAGAGCUGAAGAAAGACAAGGCUUUGAUAAACUGCUUCCAGGACGGGUUAUCCUACUCUGUUUUCAAGACCAUCACAGACCAGUUCCUCAAGGGUGUAGACACCAGGGGAGAAGCGGAGGUCAAAGCUCAGGGCUUUAAGGUUGCUCUUGCAAUAGAUGCCACAGCCAAGCUCACUGCCAUUGACAACCACGCCAUGAACAAGGUGCUAGGCUUUGGAACCAAGUACCUGAAAGAGAACUUUUCGUCCCGGAUCCAGCAGCAUGGUGGAUGGGAAAAAGUACUUGGGAUGUCGCAGGAAGAAGUGGACUGAAACGUCAGAAGAUGUGUUAUCUGGAAUACUCAUUGGCCAGCCGUGGCCCUGUGUACAUCAGUCUCAACACAGACUCUAGGAGAAAAUAAAAAUGGACAAGGCAGAUGGAGCACUGAAGUUUUGAAAACCAUUAUUUCUGUGAAUCUAGAGACAUCAGGGGAGGCCCCGUUCGUCUCCAGCUCAUAGGCUGUAGCAGCAUAGCCUGACAUCCAUGUUUUUCUGGCCCUCCACUGAGUGUGUGAAGAAGUCUAGAAAGACCAGUGGUGAGUUUUCUUUCAAAUAUUCAGAACAGAAACCAUCACUCUGCCUCUGUUGGCCACCGUAAGGAAAGCAUGUUACAGAUAUUUGCUAACCUUAUGAGGGCGAAAUGAUAAAUUGUGUGUGCCUAC